Messenger RNA from Thermothielavioides terrestris NRRL 8126, 1355 nucleotides. RefSeq lists its product as uncharacterized. The transcript has 2 exons. The coding region runs from base 301 to 1191 and encodes 296 amino acids. The record is from RefSeq and is a predicted model, not a curated record. Lineage: Eukaryota; Fungi; Ascomycota; Sordariomycetes; Sordariales; Chaetomiaceae.
UCCGCCACCCCGGGUCUUGCUUGGCACAAGCGCGACCCAACCGUCUCCGCGGCCAGACAGACAGCGCCCCUUCCCUUCAUUGAAGGACCUGGCGUGACUCGGGCGCCUUAUAUACCAGCCCGGAUUUGUGGUCUUGUAGAUAGCUCCUUUACCUCCACCUUUUGCCUUCCCACCAAAGGUAUCUGUAUCUUACCUACGCAGUCUUACUUCCGGCCAGCCUCUCGCCAGGACAUUUCGCACCUGGAAGCUUUUUUGUUGCGCACCCUCGCUGUCCGACAUCUUGAGCCACUGCAACACAGAAUGCGAUUGAGCUGUCUUCUCCUCGCCUCGGCGCUCCUUGGCGACGCCGCCGUGAGCGCCGCCGUCGCACCGCCCUUCGCCGAGGUCGCAGCACAUCAACCCUACCAAGACUCGAAGCGCGACGCGCCAUCGUAUGAGGACCUCUGGAAGCGGAAAGGCGGCGGCGGAGGGGGCGGUCGCGGUGGUGGUGGCGGCGGCAGCAGCGGCGGCAGCAGCGGUAGCAGCAGCGGCAGCAGCAGUUCGGGCGGUGGGCGCGGCGGUAGCAGCGGUAGCAGCGGCUCAUCUUCGUCCGGGUCAUCCGGUUCGGGAGCAAGCGGCGGCCGGGGUUCAAGUAGCUCGAACGCGGGCGGCCGUACCACGACCGGCAGCGGUCCGGCCCCGGUGUAUGGUGGCGGACGAUACUACAGCGGUGGAGCGGCCGUGCCGUACACGGCCGGCAGCAGGUCGCCGUCCGGUCUGGUGCCUGCAUUCUUCAUCGGAAGCGCCCUUGCCUUCUGGCCUGGCGUGUGGUUGUAUGGCGCCCAGCUGUACCACUUCAACCACCCGUACAGUUUCUACAACGCAUCGAGCAAGCAGAACGAAACCAAGCCGGUGACGUGCGGCUGCGACCCCUACAACGAGUGCAGCUGCGACGAGAACGGCGACAACCAGUACAUGAAGGACCUGGUCGGCAACGGCAGCUACGCAGGACUCAACAAAUCGGUCAUCAACGUCGCCAACGUGAAUGGUACCAGCACUAUCUUGAUCAACGGCACGCUGCCCAACGGCACCACUGCCGCGGGCGGCAGUGAGAGCCCCAACGCUGCUGGUGACGGGCUCCACGGCCUCCUGCAGCAUGCCGGGUGGUGGCCCGUCGUUGCCACCGUUUGCGCCAUUGUCUUGACCGCCUGAGCUCGGGCGAUCCAGUUUGUGGGUUACGUUUCCAGGCUAUACUCCGCCAACAUUGGCGAACGUUCGCUGCUGGUUUUUGUUCUUUUGGGUCGGCUAUACCCCAUUUUGGUCACAACGGCGUUCAAGGAUCGGGCAUCAUCGAUGGGCACGAUAUUCUGCCCUUG